This is a messenger RNA of Sorex araneus (European shrew), 1097 nucleotides long. It is a transcript of the gene PGP, whose product is annotated as phosphoglycolate phosphatase. The record is from RefSeq and is a predicted model, not a curated record. NCBI's taxonomy places the organism in Eukaryota, Metazoa, Chordata, Mammalia, Eulipotyphla, Soricidae. Gene Ontology annotation, cellular component: cytoplasm. Gene Ontology annotation, molecular function: sn-glycerol 3-phosphatase activity. The coding region runs from base 76 to 1041 and encodes 321 amino acids. The transcript is spliced from 2 exons.
GGGGGCGGGGCCGGCGCCGCGGCGGGCGGCUACGAGGAGCGGCUGGUGGCGGCGGCCGGUGGCGGCGGCGCGGCAAUGGCGGCGGCCGAGGCCGGCGGCGAGGACGCCCGCUGCGUGCGCCUGAACGCCGAGCGGGCCCGCGCCCUGCUGUCCGACGUGGACACGCUGCUGUUCGACUGCGACGGCGUGCUGUGGCGCGGCGAGACGGCCGUGCCGGGCGCGCCCGAGGCGCUGACGGCGCUGCGGGCCCGCGGCAAGCGCCUGGGCUUCAUCACCAACAACAGCAGCAAGACCCGCGCGGCCUACGCCGAGAAGCUGCGGCGCCUGGGCUUCGGGGGCCCGGAGGGGCCCGGCGCUGGCCCCGAGGUCUUCGGCACGGCCUACUGCACGGCGCUCUACCUGCGCCAGCGCCUGGCGGGCGCACCCGCGCCCCGGGCCUACGUGCUGGGCAGCGCGGCGCUGGCGGCCGAGCUGGAGGCCGUGGGCAUCGCCUGCCUGGGCGUGGGCCCCGAGCCGCUGCAGGGCGACAGCCCCGCCGCCUGGCUGCGCGCGCCGCUCGAGCCGGGCGUCCGCGCCGUGGUGGUGGGCUUCGACCCGCACUUCAGCUACAUGAAGCUCACCAAGGCCGUGCGCUACCUGCAGCAGCCCGACUGCCUGCUGGUGGGCACCAACCUGGACAACCGGCUCCCGCUGGAGAACGGCGGCUUCAUCGCAGGUACCGGCUGCCUGGUCCGCGCCGUGGAGAUGGCCGCGCAGCGCCAGGCGGACAUCAUCGGCAAGCCCAGCCGCUUCAUCUUCGACUGCGUGUCCCAGGAGUACGGCAUCGACCCCGCGCGCACCGUCAUGGUGGGCGACCGCCUGGACACGGACAUCCUGCUGGGCGUCACGUGCGGCCUGAAGACCAUCCUGACCCUCACCGGGGUCUCCUCUCUGGGUGACGUGAAGGACCACCAGGAAAGUGACUGCGUGGCCGAGCGGAAGAUGGUGCCCGACUUCUACGUGGACAGCAUCGCCGACCUUUUGCCCGCCCUUCAAGGUUAAAGCUAGCGUGUCUUUAAUCUCCGGAAUAAAAAAAAAUUGAGCCUUGGUUCCCCAGA